CUAUUUUUUGAAUUUGCAAAAGUUUGAGUUCCUCUGUUUUUGUAUAUUUCUACUAUAUUUUUGCUUGAUUUGAGCUAACUUUGGUGGCAGCAAUUUCCGAGCCAAACUGUCACCUCUGAUUCUAUGCAGGGUUGUUAUAUGCGCCGCCAGUUGAUAACGGCGAAGAAGCGGCACAAAAGAGACAACAAAAAUGCAGGUCGCGUCGUUUUUCUUUUGAUUGGAAAAUACCCCGACAUAGAAAUAGAAAGCGUGCAACGUGGUGUUAAGUGGAGCACACAGAGAGCUGGCCUCGACGCGUGGCUUAUCAGUGAAUUUUGAAAACAUAAAAUGGCCACAGUAUUUGGGGCGUCAAAGUCAAAGUUCCCAAAGAACGUAGUGCCUGAUGUCGUAGCCGAGGAGGAGGAGGAGGAGGAAGAAGAGGAGGAUGACGACGAUGAAGAAGAAGACUCUGCCGAAUCGGGCUCGACAACCUCGUUCAGUCUUCAGGAGUGCAUAAACGAGUUUCGGGCCCGCCGCAUUAGACGCGUCUCCACCCAAAGCCGCGACUGUGACAACAACCACAACAUGCCAAGUGAGGACCAGCCCGUGCGCGUACGAGGCACAUCCGCCGAUGCGGACUUAAUUAACCAGAAUCGCUGUAACAAGGCCCAGGAGCGAAAGGGCAAGCCAUGCAAGAAUGGUUUUUGCUAUUGCUUCACCAGCGACAGUGGCGAUUGUGCCUCCACGGCACCGACACGAGAGUCGCACGUGCGCCAGCCCAGACGCAGCAGGCGUUCCGAAAGCACUAAGGCGGCCAGUGCGUCCAUGCCGCUGGUCCAGAACCAUUUGGACAGCCAGAGGCAGCAGGUGGGACGUCGUCACAGUGAGCCGCCCAACGUGAAACAGACCUCAAAUAUUCCGUUGACUGCCAUAAGCAGUAUAUGUGCCGUCGGCGAUGAUGCUCCGCUCAUACAGAUUAUUCAGGAGCUGCGCGAUAAUUGUGUUGUGUCAGAGGUGCGCGUGAACCGACAGAAGCUGCCAGGAUCAGGCUGCCAGCCAAGGUCUUCGCCUGUUAAGACCUGCAAAGUGAAGGCAUACGAUCCGAUUACAUACAAACCCACUGCCCCGGCCUUGUCAAACAUCAGCGAGCAGGAUUCUGCCCUGGAAGAGGAGCCGGAAAUGGCUCAAACAGAACAGCCGACUAGUCUGCAGUCCGCUCGCCAAAGCUCCCGGUCGCGUCGCAGCUCUGGUGCAGGUGGCCGUCUCCUCCAGAAGCGUUUGUCACAGGGUCUGGGGAAUUUCAAGACACGCGAUUGCCAAGAGCCACCACCGAAGCCGCCGCGCCGUAGCUGCCAGAGUCUCGAUGGGAAAUUCUCACUGUCGUCGUUGGCUUCGACAACGCCUUCAGUGCGGGAGGCUGAGCGUGUUUUGGACGAGUUCCUGCGCCAGAGAGGCGUCACGGUACCCAGUAGCAACAAUAACUCGCCUCGAAAGAAUAAAAAGAGCAAGCGCAGGUCCUAUCCGAUGGCCGAAGUGGAGAAGCCCCGGCGCAGCAGACAGCUGCCUACGUGUCCCUCGCUGAGCGACAUUGAGCGAGUUGUGGAGUCCAAGCGUGGCUCGAACUACGCCCGAAAUAUACAGCAGGCCAGUAGCAAGGGGAAGAAUGCCGUAGCCGACAAACCCAUGAAGGAGAUCCUGCUGGGCUGGACAGAGCCAAAGAUCAACGACAUGCUGAACUACGAGAACAAGCGGAGUACCCAUUUCAAGACCCAGGCUCCUAUGGCAGAGCCCCAAGUGGCCAUUGGCUGGCAGCUACCACAGCCUGUAGUGCCUAAGAUCUCCUUAGACACUGUCGACGGCAGUAUGUGCGAGAAUCUGGCCUCCAACAUAGACCGCAAGCACACUCCCAUCAAAUAUCCGCGAGGCAUCAAGUCUGCUGGCGGACAGGCCAGCCAUAAGUUCAUUUGGGGCGAGCAGUUGCGCAACUUUUCGCCGCUGAAGGCAGCCAACAAGCAGCCUACACUCAAAACCAAGUCCAAGAACUUUCUUAACAACUCAAAGAACAAGAUACUGCGCUUUGUGUCGCCCAAAAAGUCAAAUCACCCGGAGAACCCGGCGCGACGGCCCACACCUACUCCCCGACUCUGCACUGUGGGUGUUCAGACAUCCACAUCGCAGUUAGAUCUGCAGUCGCAAUCCCCACCGGGCAGCUAUCAUUCCCCCAUGCAGUCGACGCCAUCGGCCACAACGACAUCCACCAGGCAGCAGCCGGACAAGGAGAGCAGCGGCGACCAGCCGUACUUUGAUUUCGAACGCAAGAUCGAAGCACCGAACCCGCCCAAAAAGAUGCCACGUGCCACGAACCGUGCUCGCAAACUGAACUUCCAUACUGAGGCCGAAGCACCCACCACCUAUCGCUCCUUCCACAAGGAUCUCGACCAGGAUGUAACCAUCACCAAAAUGGGCUACCUGUUGAGCAAUAUUCGGGCCAAGCUGGAGGCGAGCGACGACCGCGCCGUGCGAACCUUUCGGGAUUCUUCACGCGUUGAGGCAAUCGAGCGUCAAAAGGAGAGCUUCGAUUGCAUUGACGGGCCACAUAGCUUGAGCGCAACAUCGGCCACAACUCAAUAUCAACGUGAUGCGACAUAUGUGGCAACCACUCAAUAUCCACGUGAUACGGAAUCUGCAGCAACCUCGCAAUAUCCACGGGACACGACAUUUGUGAGAUCUACUCAAUCCAAACGUGACACGACAUUUGUAGUACCUACUCGGCAUCAGCGUGAUCUCGAUUGCGAACCCAUUUAUUCAGAGAUCGAAGAGGACUGCUUGCGUAUAAGGGGCAGUCCGCAGUACGAGGUCAGGACUGCAGUGGAACGGCAGCCCAGCGAUGCCCAAACUUCAAGCUCCACGGCGACUGGGAGUGAGUCGACAGCGGCUGUCUCUGACUUGAGUGUGCCUGCGGAUCUGUCAAUACUCUAUGCAAGGGUGCAGAAGCCACAGAAGAAGCCUCAGCCGAGUCUGCCUCCAGUAAAUCUGACUGCCCAGCCGGUGGCAUUGGGGCAGUGUCUGCAAGAGUCCCUGAAGAGUGGCAGCUUCUUUAAGUUCAUGCCACUGCCUGAUGAGCCUAGUAGCGAAUGUUCUCGCUCUGAGUCCACAAGCGAAACCACAGAUUCGUCGGUGAUUCGCAAGCCAAAACCGACGUCCCCACCCAUGCACCAGUCGCUAAACAAUAUAAACGAAAGGAACUCGCCGCCAAAGAAGAACCGAAACCUGUCGAGGUCCGAUCUCUCCCUACAGCGCAGCCAGAUCUUCCUGGACAAUUUCUGCCGCAGCGAGCUUGUGCUCGAUCAGGACGAGCAGGUCAACACUCGCCUUGAAAAGAUUCCAAAUACCUGCCUCAGAGCCAGUAGCCCCCGCAAUGAGGAUGCUGUCUCCUACGACAUGCCCGAGGGACUGUACGAUGAUUACGCCAUUGAGGAUGCCAGCGCCGGCAGUUCCUUUGUCACCAACGACUACGGAUCGUGCCAGAUUGAGCCGCCGCCGCCUCCGUCAGAGAACCAGAGCACACCAAAAAAGAAAAGCCAACGAUAUACAACUAAGCCACCGAGCAAUCUCAGCAUCGACAUCAACGAUGCCACACAGUCGCCAGCGCGUCCAUUUGGCCACAAUCUCAGCCACAGCUGCCCAACGACUCCACAACAGCCGGCUAAACCAUCCGCCCAGCUGGCCCACAACAGCAGCAGUCUGGGGGAGCUGGUCCAAUCGCUACCCAGCCCCACUGACAGCCAGCUGAUGUCGGUGAGCGCUCUGGCCCGCUAUCGCCUCCUCAAGGAUGCCCUGCGGCGCUCUUACCGGAAAGGCAAGGACUUCUUUCUGGCGGAGAAGCAUCGACUGACCCACAGCCUCAAUAUGUCCCGCGAUCAGUCCAACCAGACCGACGGGGAGCUGGACAGCAGCACCUACUACGCCAGCUUCAAUCUCGACUGCCUGCUCAAUGAGUCGCUAACCACCAGCGAGCAACUGGCGCAGGCUGUCAGCAUUUGUCGGAAAAUGCCCGAGCUGGAGAUCUCCAACGAAAUGGUGGAGGCAGAGCGCCUUUUGCUAUUCUCAACCCUGCGACAAAGCUCUCCCGCUGAUCCUUGCCAGGCCAGCGAUGCCGUUCUGGCUGCCAGGCGGCAGGCGCAGUGCGUCCUAAUCGAUGCCAUGCAGCUGCCAGUGAGAUCAGAUGCCAGCCAGGACAUGUUCUUCAAUUACCAUUACAUUUGCACGUACGAGUUCGAGGGACGCAUUUGCUCCACACAAUCGGUGGAGUGCCAGAAUGGCGUUGCCCUGUUCCGUGACUGCGGACUGGAGUUCUACAGCGCAGGCCCGGUGGAGGCGAUGGAGUUGCGCUGUCAAAUAUUUAUGUUUCGGCUGCGCAAGAUCUCUACGCUGUCGCUGGAGCCAGCCAAGACAGUGAAACGCGGUACCAGCAAUCUGUGUUCGUCCACAUCCAGUUGCUCCGGCAGCUCCGCGGGUGAGCGAGUAGUAUCCCGGUUUCGCCUACAUGCCUCCUUUUGUUUGCGUGCCAUUGAUUUGGCUCCAUUCGAGCUGUUGGCCAGCGAGACGCAGGCCAGUGAUCGGAUUUGCUUGCGAAGCUCCCGAUCCUGGCAGCUACCAUUGACUACCCACACAAAAUCGACCAAUCUGGCGCCCGAAAUAUCCGUGACGGGGCGUGUGGAGGUUCGUUUGCCCAAGUCACAUUACUCUGGCUAUUUGAAUGUGGAGGAUCCGCAGAGGAAGCACCACUGGAAUCGACGCUGGUGCACCCUCGACGGUGUACAGCUGUCCGUGUGGCAGCACGAAGACGAUCUCAGUGAGCAGCCGCCCCUUUUCUCACUGCAGCUUCAGGAAUGCCCGCAAGCCUCGAUAGCUGCGGCACCGCGAGAGCUGUGUGCUCGUGCCCGGAGUUUUCUCCUACGGGAAAAGAAAGCAGCCUUGGGAUUCUUUUUUGCAGCCGACACUCAGCCGGAACUAGACGAAUGGCUAUUGCAUCUGAACGAAUCUCUGUCUUUCGCCAAGCGAUGGCUGGUCGCACCUUGAGGGAUACACUAUUUUAUUCUAUAAUUUUAUUGUGUGUUUAUGUUUUCUCUUUAUAUUUUGUAGUGUUAAAUUGUAAAUUACCUUCUGGGAUAGGAUAAAAUAUGUUGAGAACA
Messenger RNA from Drosophila pseudoobscura, 5174 nucleotides. RefSeq names its product anillin. The record is from RefSeq and is a predicted model, not a curated record. The coding region runs from base 328 to 5061 and encodes 1577 amino acids. Gene Ontology annotation, cellular component: actomyosin contractile ring. Gene Ontology annotation, biological process: mitotic cytokinesis; septin ring organization; actomyosin contractile ring assembly. Lineage: Eukaryota; Metazoa; Arthropoda; Insecta; Diptera; Drosophilidae. The transcript is spliced from 8 exons.